Messenger RNA from Amphimedon queenslandica, 1523 nucleotides. Its product is annotated as calmodulin-like protein 12. Gene Ontology annotation, molecular function: calcium ion binding. Gene Ontology annotation, cellular component: myosin II complex. The record is from RefSeq and is a predicted model, not a curated record. The transcript has 7 exons. Lineage: Eukaryota; Metazoa; Porifera; Demospongiae; Haplosclerida; Niphatidae.
UGGGUGUGUGCAAUAUAACCAGCCCGCCAAGGAAUUAAAUUAUCCACAGAUCCUCUUCGUGUAGCCCCUUGAACCAAAUCAAUUCCAAGCACUCACUCAUUCAAAAGAAAUGGCUGCUGAUCAACUCACUGAAGAGCAAAUAGCUGAAUUCAAGGAAGCUUUCUCUCUCUUUGACAAAGAUGGUGAUGGAACCAUCACUACAAAGGAGCUUGGUACAGUCAUGAGGUCACUUGGUCAGAAUCCAACAGAGGCUGAGCUACAAGACAUGAUCAACGAAGUGGAUGCUGAUGGCAAUGGUACCAUUGACUUCCCUGAGUUCCUUACCAUGAUGGCCCGAAAGAUGAAGGACACUGAUUCUGAGGAAGAGAUCAGAGAGGCUUUCCGUGUCUUUGACAAAGACGGUAAUGGUUUCAUUUCUGCUGCAGAACUCCGCCACGUGAUGACAAAUCUGGGAGAGAAAUUGACUGAUGAGGAGGUGGAUGAGAUGAUACGUGAGGCAGACAUUGAUGGAGAUGGUCAAGUCAAUUAUGAUGCUGAAUUUAAGGAAGCUUUCUCUCUCUUUGACAAAGAUGGUGAUGGAGCUAUCACCACAAAGGAGCUUGGGACUGUCAUGAGGUCACUUGGCCAGAAACCAACAGAGGCUGAGCUGAAGGACAUACUCAAUGAAAUUGACAUUGAUGGUAACGGUACCAUCGACUUCCCUGAGUUCCUUACCAUGAUGGCUCAAAGAUCAAACAGUGACACUAGAGAUGAGAUCAAAGAGGCUUUCCGUGUCUUUGACAAAGAUGGCAAUGGUUUUAUUUCUAGCGAAGAGCUUCGUCAAGUGAUGACAAAUCUGGGAGAGAACUUGACCGAUGAGGAGGUGGAUGAUAUGAUACGUGAAGCAGAUCUUGAUGGAGAUGGUCAAGUCAACUAUGAAGAGUUUGUCAAGAUGAUGACCAAUAAGAAGAUGUCUGCUGCAGUACAGGGUGUAUCUGAGAAACUUAGUGAAGAGCAAGUAGCUGAAUUUAAGGAAGCUUUCUCUCUCUUCGACAAAGAUGGUGAUGGAACCAUCACUACAAAGGAGCUUGGAGUUGUCAUGAGGUCACUUGGUCAGAAUCCAACAGAGGCUGAGCUACAAGACAUGAUCAAUGAAGUUGACAUUGACGGUAAUGGUACCAUCGACUUCCCUGAGUUCCUUACCAUGAUGGCUCGGAAAUCAAAAGGCGGUGACUCGGAAGAAGAGAUAAAGGAAGCAUUCCGAGUCUUUGACAAAGAUGGUAAUGGCUUCAUUUCUAGUGAAGAACUUCGUCAAGUGAUGGUGAACCUAGGGGAAGACCUCUCGAAAGAGGAGAUUGAUGAGAUGAUACGUGAAGCAGAUAUUGACGGAGACGGUCAAGUCAACUAUGAAGAAUUUGUAAAGAUGAUGAGUCAUUGAUGUCAAAGACUGGCUUAUCAUAGUUGUUUUAAAAACUGUAGUAAUGUGUUCGUUUGAAAAUUCUAUAGCUGCUACUAUCUAAAAAAGUUUUCUAUUUUAUAAAUUA